AUGCUCACCUUAGCGACAUGGAAUAUUAGAACUCUCCUUGACAAUGCCAAUGCAGAUAGACCUGAGAGAAGAACUGCGCUAGUGGCUAGGGAACUGUCCCGUUACAAAGUUGACAUCACAGCCCUUAGUGAAACACGCCUUGCAGACAAAGGACAACUAACAGAGACUGGCGGCGGUUAUACAUUCUUCUGGAGUGGGCGCAGCAUCAAUGAGAGACGUGAAUCUGGUGUGGGAUUUGCCAUUAAAACAACCCAUGUCCCGAAAAUUCCAAGCAUUCCUGAGGGUCUUGGCGACCGACUCAUGAAGAUGCAGCUACCAUUGAGACACAAGACCAAGGCCACAUUGAUCAGUGCCUAUGCCCCAACCAUGACAAACCCUGAUGAGGUCAAGAACAGUUUUUAUGAAGAGCUUGACUGCUUGAUUUCAUCUGUCCCGCAGUCAGAGAAGCUUCUUGUCCUUGGGGACUUCAACGCCCGCGUCGGAACUGAUCAUCAAGCCUGGAACAACACCAUUGGAAAACACGGAAUAGGCAAAUACAACAGUAAUGGACUCCUCCUACUCAGAACGUGUGCCAAACAUGACCUGGCCAUCACCAACACCAUGUUCCGUCUACGAACCCGCAACAAAACGUCAUGGAUGCACCCUUGCUCUCGGCACUGGCAUCUCAUAGAUUACGUCAUCACCAGGGUCAGGGACAGGCGAGAUGUACGACUGACCAAAGCCAUGUGUGGUGCUGAGUGCUGGACAGACCACCGCCUGAUCAUAGCCAGACUCAACUUCAUCAUCCAGCCCAAGAGGAGACCACAGGGGCAGAAAGCAGCCAAAAAGCUCAAUGUCAACAAAUUAAAAUGUCCUCAAACAACUGAAGAACUGCAAUUGAAACUGGAUGGCAACCUUGAGAACCUCCAGCCAGAUCGCAACAAUGUUGAUGACUACUGGGCUUCCUUCAGAGAUGCAGUUCACUCUGCAGCCCUGGAAGUUCUUGGCCCAGCUGUCAGACGCCACCAGGACUGGUUUGAUGAAAAUGACAGCGAGAUCCACAAUUUACUGGAGAAGAAACACCGCUUGCUGAGGGCCCACCAAAGUGAUCCCUCCUGUGGGGCAAAGAAGGCUGCUUUCACCAACAUGAGAAGCAAACUCAGUGUCAAGGCUGAUGAAAUUCAAAACUAUGCUGACAGACACGACCUCAAGAGAUUCUAUGAUGCACUGAAGGCUGUCUAUGGUCCACAGUCGAAGGGAUCAUCUCCUCUACUCAGUGCCGACGGCUCUACCCUUCUCACAGAGAAGAAGCAGAUCCUUGAGAGAUGGGCUGAACACUUCCACAGCGUGCUCAAUUGCCCCACAGAAGAGGUCAACAAAGCAAUCAAACAAAUGACCAGUGGCAAAGCUCCUGGCCCUGACGCCAUCCCUGCAGAGGUUUUCAAGAUGGGCGGCAAAUCCAUCCGCAAUGAGCUGACAAGUCUCUUUUAG
Penaeus indicus is the source of this 1470-nucleotide messenger RNA. RefSeq lists its product as uncharacterized. The transcript has 3 exons. Gene Ontology annotation, molecular function: catalytic activity. Gene Ontology annotation, cellular component: nucleus. The record is from RefSeq and is a predicted model, not a curated record. Gene Ontology annotation, biological process: chromatin remodeling. Lineage: Eukaryota; Metazoa; Arthropoda; Malacostraca; Decapoda; Penaeidae. The coding region runs from base 1 to 1470 and encodes 489 amino acids.